This is a messenger RNA of Suricata suricatta (meerkat), 1206 nucleotides long. It is a transcript of the gene CARTPT, whose product is annotated as CART prepropeptide. NCBI's taxonomy places the organism in Eukaryota, Metazoa, Chordata, Mammalia, Carnivora, Herpestidae. The coding region runs from base 379 to 810 and encodes 143 amino acids. The record is from RefSeq and is a predicted model, not a curated record. Gene Ontology annotation, biological process: positive regulation of MAPK cascade; negative regulation of appetite; cellular response to starvation. Gene Ontology annotation, molecular function: neuropeptide hormone activity. The transcript has 3 exons.
UGCCUUGCCUUCAAGGCAUUUUCCAUUUCCUAGCCCCCUCUUCCUCCUCUCCAUCCCUCAGUUUUCGCCCCUCCACCCAUCCUUUUCAGCUCUGGCCCUAGGGAAGCAUCCCUUGCCGCGGGGCUGACAGCACUAAGGGGUGUGGGGUCCUUGUUCUCUGUGCUCUAGCUCUGUGCGGAGAGCUUCGUUCCCGGGCGCCUGGUGUCCAGCGGGCAUUGAUGUCAGGCGCUGGCGGAGCGCUGCCUACAGACGGUUGACCUGGACCCUCCUCCACACUCACUUCCUUCGUCGCCCCCUCCCUCUUCCCUGUACUCGGGCUCCGGCUCUCUAUAAAAGGCGGGAGCCUGGGGUGCCACAGCAGCGCUGAAUUUCAGCACCAUGGAGAGCCCCCGCCUCCGGCCGCUGACCGUCUUGGGUGCCGCCCUGCUUUUUCUGCUACCGCUAUUGGGUGCCCGUGCCCAGGAGGACGUGGAGCUCCAGCCCCGAGCCCUGGACGUCUACUCCGCCGUGGAGGAUGCCUCCCACGAGAAGGAGCUGGACUGGAAGGGAAGUGAGCACCUGAGCUGGGCUGGCAGCCAAGGCAGCAACUUCGGCUCUGGCGGGGGCGGUGUGUUACAGAUCGAAGCGCUACAGGAAGUCCUGAAGAAGCUCAAGACUAAAAGUAUUCCGAUCUAUGAGAAGAAGUAUGGCCAAGUCCCCAUGUGCCACGCUGGGGAGCGGUGCGCAGUGCGAAAAGGAGCGAGGAUUGGGAAGCUUUGCGACUGUCCCCGAGGAACCACCUGCAAUUCCUUCCUUUUGAAGUGCUUGUGAGGCUUUCGCCCUCUUCCGUGAAUCCCCACCGCCCCGCCUCCCCCGAGAGGACCACACCUUCAUCCCUGGGGUUUGGCUUUAGCAACAAAGUUUGUGUUUCCCUCUGAGGGUUAAAGGGGCUCUUGUCCUGCUGUUUUCAAAUAAAAGAAUACAUUAGAUGUUUCCGUGUGAAGGAUUCAUGUGCAUAGUGUUCUUAUUCAUCUGACAAACUCUUACCCAUCUUUGUGUAAAGAAGCGGAACUUUGCUUUGAAAACUGUAUUUUUGUAUGUGGUGUGGCAGAGUGAACAUUAGAUUUCGUUACUCUUGGUAGGUGACAUCACAACCUGGAAAAUAACCCCAAAUGACACAAAUUGCAGCAUGUACAAAUUAUACAUAAUAAAGUGUUUUUAAUAAUU